Styela clava is the source of this 2624-nucleotide messenger RNA. NCBI's taxonomy places the organism in Eukaryota, Metazoa, Chordata, Ascidiacea, Stolidobranchia, Styelidae. The record is from RefSeq and is a predicted model, not a curated record.
UGUUACUUAUUUUAACCUUAAUGAAGUUAUUUAAAAGUAUUGUGGGGAGAUGGUUAUAAAUAGAAAUUACGAGAAAUAUUUUUGCGCAUUAUAAAUAUCGUUUUAACUUUAAUUCGGAAGCAUGGUAAUAAAAUAGAACUUCCUAUUGAAACUUCGCUAGCAUAAGUGGUCCUUGCAAUGUACUAAAAAAGGCUUGUAUACGCGGAAGUUUUCGUUUUAAUAAUUUAUUUUAUCGGGCUUCGAAGUUUAAAUCGCUUGCAAUGCGGAGUUGGAACAAAUUUUUUUGUUUUAAGUACCGUAAGUUUUAAUAAUAAAUUUUUUUGACCGCGCAAAACCCUGCGAGCGCAAGAAUUCAUUAUAACCUGACUCACCUUGGAUCCUACGAACGAAAUCCGGGCUGAGCCCACAAGCGAUGGCGUGUGCUUCCAUGGCUAGAAAAGUUGAGAAAGAACGAUCUAUACCGCACGUGGUCUUAGUUCUAACAAUCUAUUGUGAUGCAACUUGCUCUUGCGACACAUUAACUUUGCUUUACAUUCAUACUUGUUCAUGCAAAACUCGGUAUUACAUUUUUGAAGACGCCCUCUGUGACAUAACAAGAUGCUUUCGUCGCACGCGCUGGGAUAAUAAGAUAUCUCAAAUUUCGUUCUGAAGUUGGUACACGCAUUUGUAAAUACGAUUCGUGAUAUAAAUUAAUCAAGCACCUAUUAUGUACAUCUCGAUUUCAGUCUAGAAUAUUGUAUUGGGGUGCUCCCGAUGUAUGUGUACCAAGAUGGCGCACAACCUAAAAAAUAGUAUUGUACCAGGUUAGGAUUCAGGUUGUGCGUCAUCUUGGUACUCAUACUUCCGGAGUAGGGGCAUUAAUCCAUAAUUUGAUUUCUAAUAUAUACAGUAACGUAAAAUAGCUUUAAAUUUAUUAUAAAUAUACCGCUAUUCGGUAAAUAUUAUUCAUGGAACUAUACAAGUGCCGAUCGUGCGUUUUGAAUAGAAACGAGGAUUAUUUUUCAACUUCUAUCGUGAUAUACCACUGCCAUCUACGUCAACACUCAAGAACUGGUGUUCCCUAUAUAUACUAUUGCCAACUGGAUUUAUGCACAAAAUUUUUCUCAUCAUACAAAACAUUGAAACGCCACUGCCAACGAUCUCACGCGGACUUGGUGUGCAGUUACAAAGAAUGCAAUGAAGAUCCUGAUAUCCCUGAUAAAUCUAACAUUCAAGAAACGGACUCUGUGGCAGAAAUUCAUGAUGUAUCUGCAACUGGAACUAUCGGUAGUUCGGAUGAAUGGCAGAGAGAUGCAGCAUUAUUCAUUCUACAAAUUCGAGAAGUACACAAUUUGACUGAGCAAGCGACUACCGAUGUUAUAAGAAAAACGGAGCACUACAUGAAGUCUCUGUAUCGACAUAUCAUUGAUCAAGUGAGGCAGAAGUUUCCACCUGACGUAUUCGACAGAUUCAAGCAAGUCGUCGAUGAGGCAGCCGGGCCAAUAAUCAACCAGUUUUCCUCAGUUUCGACGUCUUAUAUGCAAGACAGAUUCCUGGUAAACAAUUUUAAUAUGAUUCUGCCAGAAGCAGUGGUCAUAGGAACGUCAUUGGAUUUCAAAGAAACUCAAAAAGACAGGCGAGUUAUUGACAGGCCCCACAUUAUGCAAUACAUUUCUCUUGAAAAAACGCUGAGAAUUCUAUUCCAGGAUGCAUCAUUUUUUGAAAUGUAUGAAUCCUACAAACUGCAGGAUAAUGUCACGGGUAUCUUGACGGACUUCAAAACAGCUAUUGUCUGUCGUCGCCAUAAAACAUUUUCCGCGGAUGUAGGAGCUAUACAAGUUCUUUUAUAUUUCGACGACGUGGAACUCUGCAACCCUCUUGGCAGUAAGGUCCGCAAACAUAAAAUAUCAUUUUUCUAUGUGUCUUUUGCAAAUCUCCAUCCAGAAUUACGAUCCCGUUUUUCUGGUAUACACCUUCUAGCUAUUGCGCUUACAGAUGAUCUUAACAAGUUUGGUAUUGAUAAAGUACUAGAACCGUUUUAUUCUGAAAUUGAACUCUUGAGUGAAAAGGGAAUGAAAUUCGUUACUGCCAAUGGAAAGAUCAAAACUUUGAAAUGCGAUUUGGCUUCUGUAAUAGCUGAUACACCAGCAGCGCAUCAAAUUUUAGGUUUAAAAGAGGGAGUGGGAUUCGCCUAUAGGAAAUGCAGGAAAUGCAUGGCUAUAAACGAAACGAUACAGACAUCACAUAGAGAGUGUGAUUUCACUCUUCGGAGUUGUGCACAGCAUUUAUCUCAAUGUCAAUACCUCAACAAAACUACAUCGGUAGCUUAUGGUAUUAAUCGUAAAUCGACUAUUUUUGAUCUCAAAACUUCGACCCAUUCACCAGCGUACCGCAAGAUGCAAUGCAUGUCAUCUUGGAAGGGUGCAUUCCCUACACUCUGCAACAAUUAUUACAACAUUUACUCCGGGAAGAAACAAUUGACAUUGCAAUUUAUAAAUCAGCGCAUAGAAAAGUUUCCAUAUGGUUAUCUCGACCGUACCAACAAGCCUAGUCCUAUAUAUCGUCACAAGGCCAAAUGGGGAAGUGAAGCUACGACAAUCUGCUUCUCAAAUGUGGCUGCUCGGUCGAAUUUUACCGUUUUUUAG